This is a messenger RNA of Hyalella azteca, 356 nucleotides long. Its product is annotated as transmembrane emp24 domain-containing protein 10-like. The record is from RefSeq and is a predicted model, not a curated record. Gene Ontology annotation, cellular component: endoplasmic reticulum; endoplasmic reticulum-Golgi intermediate compartment; COPII-coated ER to Golgi transport vesicle. Gene Ontology annotation, biological process: intracellular protein transport; Golgi organization; endoplasmic reticulum to Golgi vesicle-mediated transport. The annotation marks the transcript as partial. Lineage: Eukaryota; Metazoa; Arthropoda; Malacostraca; Amphipoda; Hyalellidae. The transcript has 2 exons.
AAUAAACUGGAUUUUUUACCUUUUUUAUUUUGCAGGUAUGAUGUGUGUAAGAAUAGGAAAAGUGAGUUGUAUGCUAUGGUGGCUAGUGCUGGUGACAGUCACUUGCUGCCAGGCAAUCAUGUUCCCACUGCAGCCUGGAGCUGUCAAGUGCCUCAAGGAAGAGAUUCAUAAAGACGUCCUGGUUUCUGGUGCUUACAACAUCAUGGAUGCUCCUGGCCAAACUGUUGAUCUCAAAGUCACUGACAGCAAAGGACACAUCCUCUUCAGCAAAGAUGAGGCAGACUCUGGAAAAUUUGCUUUCAACACUGAAGAUUAUGAUGUGUUUGAAAUUUGUUUCCUGUCGCACAUUCCACAAG